CAUAUACACGUUCCAUUUGCGACGUACUCAUCAAUCAGUCCGUUCUUCUUCGGUCCGGUCUCUCGUCCGGUCAGUCAGUCAGUUGUGAUUCGUGCCGGUGACAGGUGUGUGGAUUUCGGUUGCGGAUGCCUUUUUGCCCUCCCGUUCUACUGGCGACUUCUUGCCGUCAUCGUCGCGAUAUUUACUGCAAGGUCCGUGAAUCGUCAGAAGCACCGGGAUGUCGAGCCAGGAGCCGAUGUUCAUAGCCACGGACAGCAUCGAUGGCAUCUGGCCCUUCCUGCAGAGCAUUGAUUGGAGGGAUCCAUGGUUAGCUGCGUUAUUAACUUUUCACAUAGCCAUCACAAUGACUGCAUUAAUGACAAGGAAUCAUGCAAAUUUUCAAAUAAUUUUGUUCCUUGUACUAUUACUUCUGGUUUAUUUCUCAGAAAGUAUCAAUGAGGUUGCAGCAACAAAUUGGAUGAUAUUUUCUAGACAACAAUACUUUGAUUCUAAAGGUUUAUUUAUAUCUAUCGUCUUCUCUGUACCUAUUUUAAUAAAUUGUAUGAUUAUGGUGGCUAGUUGGCUUUAUCAAUCCAGUCAAUUAAUGACAAACCUAAAACGAGCCCAAUUACGACAGCAGGCAAAAAAUCAUCGUCAGUUAGACGGUGAUGCGGUGAACGGCAAAUUAACUGCACGACUAAAACACGAAUGAAUACAUCAGAGAUCUAGUCAUAAACGUGAUGGAAUAAUAGAGAGGGCACAUAUUUUAUUUUAUUUAAGGACAAAAUGCAGAUUAUAUAUCUACAUUGAUUUACAACUAGGUUUCGCAAAGUGCUGCGUAUAUUUGUAUGACCAUCGUCAAUUCAAUGAUCGCUUCGAUCUCGAUAAAUGAAACGUUAUCUAAAGAAGACAAAAAAAAUAGAAAUAGAAAUAGUAUGAUUCUGUGUACAGAAUCAGUCACACAGAAUGGUAAUAUGCAAUGGAGUUGCCUAGUCAGACUUUUCAUU
This is a messenger RNA of Nylanderia fulva, 986 nucleotides long. It is a transcript of the gene Tmem18, whose product is annotated as transmembrane protein 18. Lineage: Eukaryota; Metazoa; Arthropoda; Insecta; Hymenoptera; Formicidae. The record is from RefSeq and is a predicted model, not a curated record. Gene Ontology annotation, cellular component: nuclear membrane.